AAUUGAACUGGUGUGCGUGUGUGUGAAUGUGUGAGUGCUACGGCCGCUGCCGCCGCUGCUGCUGCUGCUGCUACUGCUUGUCAGUCAUUGUUGCGCGCAAAUCCUGCAAGGACCAUCAAGCAAAACCCGCUCUGCUGUUUUUUUUGGUGGAGACUAUCUGAUUAAAAGAUGCUACAAAUAAGGAACAUCCUGCUGGGAUUGCUCUACAUCAACUGCGCAGCUGCCAUCCAGGUGCAGAUCACGCCACCACAAGGGCAGAUCAGCGUUGGAGAUUCCAAAUUUUUCCUCUGCGAAGUGGUAGGAGAUGCUAAAGACAUAGACUGGUACACGCCCAGUGGGGAGAAGAUUCUUCCAAACAACCCCAACAUCCACGUAAACCGCAAUGACGAGACCAGCUCGGCCCUCAUCAUCUAUCACGCCGACGUUGACGAUGCUGGCAUCUACAUGUGCGUGGCCAGGAAUGGCGACAAGGAGGCGCAGGCUACGGUCCAAGUCAAGAUCUUCCAAAAGAUCACCUUCAAGAACGUUCCCAGCCCGCAGGAGUUCAACGAGGGCGACGAUGCCGACAUUGUCUGUGACGUGAUUGGAUCGCCGCCGCCUUUUAUCUUGUGGAAGCAUAAGGGUGCCAUCAUCAAGGCUGAAAAAGACGUCCGAUUCCGGCACAUGGAGAACGGUCACCUUCAGAUCCGCGGCAUUAAAAAGGCUGACGAGGGCACAUACAUCUGCGAGGCUCGAGUCAUGCAAACGGGAGAGCUCUCCUUCAAGAUGAUCGAAGUGGUCAUUAACGUGCUCCCCACCAUUCGUGCCAGGCAGUCCGAAGUCAAUGCCACUGCAGACAUCAGUAGCCCCGCUCUCUUGGCCUGCGAUGCAGACGGCUUCCCCGAACCCAUCGUCACAUGGACCUAUAACAACGUUGUCCUUCAGUCGGGCGAUAAGUACAGCCUGAACGAGGACGGCUCUGAGCUGCUGAUAAGAGACGUGGUCAAAGUGGAUGAAGGAGAUUACACCUGCAUCGCCAGGAACAAAGCAGGGGAGAAGAGCCUGGAAGUCAGUCUCAACGUCUUCGUUCAAGCUAAGAUCACCUACCUGAGCAACCAGACGGCGUCCGAGUUUGACGAUGAAGUCACGCUUACCUGCGAGGCUUCGGGCGACCCCACACCCUCCAUCUCCUGGAGCUUUGAGAACAGGAUGUUCACUGAAGGAGAGCAGGAUUCGUGGACGCGACCAGACAAAUAUGAGAGCCACGACAGAAACAUCGUAGUCCGCAGCCACGCCAGGGUGUCCUCCCUCCUCUUGAAGAAUGUCCAGUUCACCUAUGCAGGACAGUACCUCUGCACUGCGAGCAACUCCAUCGGUCAGGACAACCAGCAUGUGUACCUGGAGGUCCGCUAUGCUCCAAAAAUUCUGGGCUCGGUGACAACGUACACGUGGGAGGGGAACCCGGCCAACAUCAGCUGUGUGGUGGAAGCCCACCCGGGGGCUUCCGUGACUUGGUUCCGUGAUGGCCUUCAACUGCCCACCACCAACACCACCAACAUGAAGAUCUUCAACACACCGAGCGUCAGCUACCUGGAGGUUUCUCCUGAAUCUCAGAGUGACUUUGGAAGCUACAAUUGCACAGCAAACAAUGUGAUGGGUACCGAGUACAAGGAGUUCCUCCUCAUCCAAGCAGAGGUGCCGUCCUCGCCGGAGAUCCAGCAGGUGGAGCCUUUCUCUAGCUCGGCCGUGGUGGAAUUUGACGAGCCUGACUCCUUCGGUGGAGUGCCCCUCAUCAAGUACCGCCUGGUGUGGCGCAAGCAGUGGCACCAGGACUGGACUACUAUGGAGUACAGUGCCACGGAGGACAUGACCCGGAUCACCAUUGCGGGCUUGAAGCCAGAGACCACCUAUGAGAUAAAGAUGUCCGCCAUCAACGGCAAAGGCGAAGGGGAGAGCAGCCCGACCAGCACAUUCAAGACCAAGCCAGUCCGAGAACCGAGCGCCCCAAAACUGGAGGCCAUGAUCCAAAACCAGGGCAAUUCUCUGAAGGUCAAUUGGAUCAAGCAGGACGAUGGUGGCUCCCCGAUUAAACACUACCUGGUCCGAUACAAGGCUAAACACGUGUCGGACUGGAAGCCAGAGAUCCGCGUGCCGCACGGUAGUGAGUACGUGGUGCUGAGCGGACUGGACUGGAACACCGAGUACGAGGUCCGCGUGGUGGCCGAGAACCAGCAAGGCAAAUCCAAGCCUGGCGUCAUCGCCUUUAGAACGGCGACAGAGCCCACCACCAUGCCAGGUGCAUCGGGUGGCGGCUCGGGUCUGAGCACGGGCGCCAUCGUGGGCAUCCUUAUGGUGGUCUUCUUCCUGCUCCUGGUGGGUGUGGACGUCACAUGCUUCUUCCUCAACAAGUGCGGACUCCUCAUGUGCAUCGCUGUCAACUUCUGUGGGAAAGCUGGGCCGGGCACCAAAGGCAAGGACAUCGAGGAGGGCAAGGCCGCCUUCACGAAAGAUGAGUCCAAGGAGCCCAUUGUGGAGGUGAGAACAGAAGAGGACCAAACCAAGACCCAGGAAGGCGUUGGAGCCCCCGAGCCCAAUGAGACCACGCCUCUGACAGAACCCGACGGGAAGACAAAGGAGGAUGUCAACAUGAAGGAGGAUGUCAAGACGGAGGCCAACAACGCUACGGCCGAGGUGAAGACGGUCCCCAACGAGGCGCCCCAGAUCAACGGCAACGAGAGCAAAGCGUAAUCACCUCAUUGGGGGGGGGGGAGAAGGAAAUGGGGCUGGGGUCAGAUAUUGGGGGCGGGGGCAUGGUGGGUUUAAGGGUCACAGUCACUGAAACCUCAACACGAUUUUACACGGCAAAAAAAACACCACCAUCCCAUCGUAAAACAAAGAAAGUGGGUCCUCUGGGUGUCUUGACCAGCAAAAUGGAAAAAAAGACUUUCAUACGCAUGCCUUAGUUCUUUUUCAAAUACACACAAUUCUACUUUUAGCCAAACGCCCUCGCUCGCGCACUAAGCAUGUCGGGCCCACUCCCAAAAAGAGCAAAGAAAAGUCACAUUUAGAGGAAAAAAGUUUGGAAUUUUGGAACAGGAGUGUUUAAAAGUCGUAUUGUUAUGGGAAUGAAGUACCGUAUUUUCUGGACUAUAAGUCGUACUUUUGUCCGGAGCCAUGAGAGGGCGCUCUAGGCUGGUGUGCCAGUAUCUGCGCCUCCUGUCACUCUACUGAAAUUAGCGCUGAAAAUGGACAUAAACAUCAACUUCUCAAGUCAACUGAGGAAAACGGAAUAUAAAUAUUCCCCAAAAGAUAUCAUAUUCUGUUAUGUUUUGUGUUAGGAUGUAGUGAUGGGAAUAACUGUUCAUGUUUUCUUCCUCACGGUGCAUUUUUGGCUGGUGAAACUCUGGAGCGACUUAUAGUCCGGAAAAUAUGGUAGUAUUUUAUAUACAGUCAUAAUGUUACAGCUAAAAAAAAUAGCAUUUUUUUCCUCCAAUAAAGUCAGAAUAAGGAGAAAGAGGUGGAAUUUUAGGUGAAUAAGUCUGGGGGUUUUUUUCUUUACCAGAAUCAUUGUGUUAUCGUAGCAAAAAAGUUCAAACCUUACCAAAAUAAGUAAUAUUUUUACAACAAUAAGGUAAUACCACAGCUAAAACAAAAAACACCAAGGGUUUCCAAAAAUAAAGUCAUAUUUUUUACAAAUAAUAAGAAUAAUAUUAAUACUAAUUUUACAAGAAUAACAUCACAUUAUCGCCAGGAAGAACUUGUAAUUUUGCGAGAAGUGAGUCAAUGUUUUAUGGAAAAGAAUGUAAUUUUUCAUUUCACAAAAGUUGACUGUAAUUUUAACAUUUGCUUAUUUUAAUGAAACUUUUAACAUAUAUUGCAACUUUAUUCUGGCAAUACUACGACUUCCUUUAUGUCUUUGUUUUGGUAACGCGCUUGUCUCCUAAUACACGUUAUUAGAAUGUCAAAACUGGCUGGCUAGCAACGUUUUCUCGUAAUCUUCCAACUUAAAUCUUUUCUCUCACUACGUAUAUUACACCGCUAGUCUUGUUGCCCGUUACCUUUGGAGUUCUUCUGUUAAUAUUGUAAAUUUACCCUCGUACCAACUUUUGUCGUAAAGAUAUAACUUCUUAGUCGUAACUCUCUGAUUUUUUUCCCCUAAGAAUUUCAUGGAAUGACUCACUUGGGAUUAUUCCGACUUUUAUGGUAAUAUUCAACUCAAAUCAUAUAAACUGCAACUUGACCUUGUCAUGACCUUAGUCUUGUAACAUUAUGACUUUGACCUUGUAAUAUUUGAACUUUUUUAUGCUUGUAUUAUUAAAUUGGUAUUCUCAUUAAGUCCCCAAUUUUUUUUCAGUGUGGCCCUAAGCUUCCUUGGCCAUUCUUGCAAAUCUGAAAUAGUUUUUCUAUAAUUAUCGUCUGUUGGUCCGUAGCUUUACUUCACAGAUAACUGCCUUCACAUAAGAACGCUACACUUUCUUCAUGCGAUGUGAUGAGAUUGUCGUGGUGAUGAUGGAUUGUGGCUCUCGUCCUUGGUUGUUGAUGAAUUCAUGUGCAGACAUUAUUGCCUACUUAGCUUCUUUUUUUAAUGUGUUCAUUUGUGGGAUGUAGUCAUUAAAGCGUUAGCAUGCCUGUUUUUUUUUUUGUUUUGUUUUUUUGCAAAGUUACUGUAUUUCUGUACAUGUUGAUGUCAUUGUAAUGAUGUUAUUAUAAUGAAGGGUUUUUUCAAGGAUUCUGACAAAGAUGGAUUUUAUUUUGUUCUAAAAUGACGAAAUUGUGGGUUCAACUCUGUUGGGAAAAAAAUCAUCAGAUUAUUUAAUGUUUUUAUUUGAUCAAAAUGGGUUAUAAUUCCACACCAUGACACUUUUAGUCUUUAAUAACUUGUCAUGUCGAUGGAAUGUUGCACUAGCGUGACGGACACAGCCGCACUUAGAAGCGCAAAGGCUCUGCAAUAAUAAGAUCUUCAAUUUGCAAAGUUUCAGACAUCGUGGACUUUCCGAUCGUGUUCUUUUUUGCUUCUUGGUGUCAGCUUCAGUGCUCACAUGUUCUAGCUCCGAAUACCUCCUCAUUGAUUUUGCCACACAGAAAAAAAUAAUUGGUU
Molecule: messenger RNA, 5077 nt
Organism: Doryrhamphus excisus (bluestripe pipefish)
Lineage: Eukaryota; Metazoa; Chordata; Actinopteri; Syngnathiformes; Syngnathidae
Source: RefSeq, a predicted model, not a curated record